GUCACUAUCAUUGAAUGUACAUAGAGGUAAUGUAAGAAAAUGCGGUAGGAGUUAGUUUACUAGUUCAGCACUGUGGGACUACCAUUGAAGAUCUCCAGGCUAGCUAGGCUGCGAUCAUUUACUGCAAACGAGAAUGACCGUCAUUCCUAGGCUGACCCUCGGUUUAAUUUUAUCAUGCUUUCUCCAGCAGUCUAUAUUUUGUGGAGUCGUACACAAGGAGAAGACCGGGUUUGUUGAAGAGCACGAUGUUAAGAAAAUCGAGAGCGUAUCCCAGCUUGAAUUACAAGGUAUCGAGCAUGGGAAAUUUUAUUCCCUCACCGAUGAAGAAAAAAUUCCAGAGCAAUUCGAAAUUCCUGCUGAGGAAUCGCAAAAUCUACAACAGGAAACAGCAAAAAUCGGAAAAACUCGCAAAUGCUUCAACUGUCUUCAGGACGCACGAGCAUCCAUGAUUUCCUCGCAGUCUGAUUUCCGCCUUCCAGCGCAACCUAAUAUUCCUGCAUGGGCAUUCCCUACUUCCCCUUCAUUCCCUACUUUCCCCACAUUCCCUACGUUUACAGUCCCCACAUUCCCUACGUUUACUUACCCCACAUUCCCUACGUUUACAAUCCCCACAUUCCCUACGUUUACUUACCCCACUUUCCCUACGUUUACUUUCCCCACAAUCCCUACAUUUACACUGCCAACGAUAACAUUGCCUACGUUGCCUACAUUGCCUACGUUGCCUACGUUGCCUACAUUGCCUACGUUGCCUACGUUACCUACAUUACCAACAAUUCCGACAGCUCCAACAACCUCCGAAACUUCUGCAACUUCGGAAACAUCGUCUGAAACAUCCGAAACUUUGGAGCCAUCCCCCGCAACCACUGAACCAGCCACUGAAGCCUCGGACUCAGCCACCGAAACCCCUGAACCAUCCGCUGAAACCCCAGAGUCACCCACCGAAAAUUCCGCCGACCCUACAGAAUCCUGAGAUGGUCUCAAGAAUGAUUUCUUAAAUUAAAAGAGUUGAAUCAACGGACCCCAGGACAGUGUAUGAAAUCGUCGCCUCCUGAUAUUGCACGAUGAACCUUGUCGUCCACCACCGACGUGGCGUGCUUUGCGAUAUAUCGAUUGUUAUGCCAUUUAAACCUAUGGGAGAGGAUCGAUAGACAGGGUAUUCGCAGAGAACACCUUAAUAAUCGAUUCUUUACCAGGUCUAAAGGGCAGAACAAUCGAUACAUCGCAAUUCACGCCACCCCGCCCGGCAAGUGGUUGCCUGAAGUAGAUGCGGAAAUGUUGUCACAAUGUAACUGCCAAAAAUAAUGUUGCGGCAACGCUGCAGCAACGUUGUGGCAAUGUUAUUUUUGGCCGUUGCCGGACGGGACGACACUACCCGGGCUCAUCUCUAAGUCGACGGUGAAACUGCCAAGAGGCGUAUCUCGGUAGCGGUGUUUCGAAAUCUUCGCUAUUAUUUUAUUUUUUUAAAGGAGACAGGACCUACAUUAGGCUUGAGGUUUUUACAAAAUAUUCUUUAGAAACAGAAGAAAAAUCGCUGGAAUUUUAAAAAACAAAUGGCGUUCAGUAGUUUCCCGUGUAGAAAAUAGAGUAUGACAGGAAGUCUGCAACGCCGCAAACCGAGAUAAGCAUUUCUGCAGUUUCACUCUCGAGGUGUAGUUAGGUCCUUUGUCAGCCAAGCGAAGAAUUGAGGUGUCAUGAUACGUAUCGACUCGCAGGUCGUAAGUAGAGUAAACACUGAACACGUGUUUUUUUUUUUUUUUUUAAAUUUAUUUGGAAUCCGGUAUUAAAAGAAGGCCGAUCGAGCAGGUAUUUAUAAAAUUCACCUACUUAGAAUUUUGUGAGAGAAAGUAACGAAUAUUCUCACAGCGGGGGUGCAAGUAAAAAGACCAAUUAAUGAUGGCUUUCAGGAUGUUUUGAAUCUCUAAUCUUCGAUUUUGUAAUCGAAUGGUCGAAAUCUUCGAUUUUAAAAAUGUUUUGUCAGGUUCUCUUCCGAGCCUUGCCUCCGGCGCUAUGAUUUGUUACUUUUCCAGAUUUUGAAAGUCACCGUUACUUACGGUAAAUUUUUUGGUGCUAUUUAUUAUAACUUUUGGAGGGCAAUUUUUGUUACUUAUUAAAAGAUAAAAAAGACUGGAAGUAAA
This is a messenger RNA of Bemisia tabaci, 2135 nucleotides long. Lineage: Eukaryota; Metazoa; Arthropoda; Insecta; Hemiptera; Aleyrodidae. The record is from RefSeq and is a predicted model, not a curated record.